UAGGACUAACCUGAUAGGACGCUCACGAACAUUUACCGCAGCAUUUUAUAAUCCAGACCAAACGCCCUCCGAAAGUGGAGACAUUUUUUCCGCUUGCUCUACGAGACCUCACCAUUUCCCAAGUUCUUCUCAGCCAAACAAUUAGCUACAGGAAAUCACCUCAAGAUCCUCCUCUAGCCUACCAUGUCUGAACCGGGUUCUGGCUGUGGUGUUCCAGCCCAGAGAAGCUCACAGCGGGGUCCAGAGAUGAUGUCAGUGAAGCUGGGGGACUGCAGUCAAACAGUGGACUUCAAUGUGAUUGUCAAAGAGGAGGAGGAGGAGAGAGAAAUCGAUGAGGGGGAGGAGGAAGAGAGAGAGGAGGACAGGGACUCAGUUGACUCAGAAGAGAGCCCCAACCCAGACAACGAGCCCAGUUCCACAGCAUCAAGACUAUCUGGACAGAAUCAUCAAAGAAUACACACUAGAGAGAAACCUUUCCACUGCACAGCAUUUGGGAAGCGUUUCAGUGAGAAAGUAAACCUUAAGAGACAUGGGAGAGUGCAUAGUCGAGAGAAGCCUUACUACUGCAUUACAUCUAGGAAGAGCUUCAAUCAUUCAGGAAGCCUUAAGGAACAUCAGCGAAUACAUAAAGGGGAGAAAUCUUACCACUGCUCUCUAUGCGGGAAGAGUUUCAGUCGAGCAGGAGACAUGAAGACUCAUCAGAGGUCACACAGUGGAGAGAAGCCUGCCUGUAUUUUCAAUGUGAUUGUCAAAGAAGAGGAGGAUGAGAAGGAAAUUGAUGAGAAUGAAAGGAGAGAAGUUGAGGAAACUAGUGGUGUGGUUGACCCAGAUACCUCAAGACUACCUGGUCGUGGGAGUUACCCCUGUCCUCAAUGUGGAAAGAGUUUCAGUUAUUCAGGUAAUCUAACGAAUCAUCAAAGAGUACACACUGGAGAGAAACCAUUCCACAGAGCCACAUGUGGGAAGAGUUUCAAUCGUUCUGGAAGCCUUGAGAAACAUCAAAGAGUACAUACAGGGGAGAAGCCUUUUCACUGCUCUCAGUGUGGGGAGGGAUUCACUCAGCUAAGAAGUCUUAAAAGUCAUGAGAGGAUAUCCAUUGGAGGGAAGCCUGCCUGUGGUUUCAAUGUAAUUGUCCAAGAAGAGGAGGGUGUGAGGGAAAUCAAUGUGGAUGAAAAGCGAGAAGUUGAGGAGGACAAUAGUGGUGCAGUUGACAGUGCAUGUCAGAGCAAAAACCAAGCCACAAGGUCGAAGGAAUUGUCCGUAGAGCUCCGA
This is a messenger RNA of Coregonus clupeaformis (lake whitefish), 1272 nucleotides long. RefSeq names its product zinc finger protein 271-like. The transcript is spliced from 3 exons. The record is from RefSeq and is a predicted model, not a curated record. Lineage: Eukaryota; Metazoa; Chordata; Actinopteri; Salmoniformes; Salmonidae. The annotation marks the transcript as partial.